This is a messenger RNA of Gadus morhua (Atlantic cod), 2791 nucleotides long. RefSeq lists its product as uncharacterized. The record is from RefSeq and is a predicted model, not a curated record. The transcript has 2 exons. Lineage: Eukaryota; Metazoa; Chordata; Actinopteri; Gadiformes; Gadidae. Bases 1215 to 2708 code for a protein of 497 amino acids.
AGUACUUCAUAAAGAAAAAGAAAUGGCUUACAUAUCCACUUUUGAACCGACGCAUCAAACAGUUCCAGUACAAAGGAUCUGAUGCUCUCACAAAGCCGUGUGCUGUCAACUCGGAGGUAGCAAAGCUUUCGGGUCAAGCUAUUCAGAACUGGAAUUUGUUAAGGUUGCUCCCUGUUUUGAUUGGUGACAAAGUGCAAAAUCCAGAAGACGAUGUAUGGGAGUUAACUCUUCAGCUUAAAGAUAUUGUCGAUAUGAUUUGUGCGCAAAAGAUUUCGUUGUCCCAGGUAGCCUAUCUUGACAUUCUUAUCCAAGAAUAUUUGGAAUCAAGAAAGUGUUUAUUUCCUGAGACUACAUUCAAACCAAAACACCACUUCAUGCGGCACUAUCCGGCACUAAUCUUGAAAUUUGGCCCUUUAAUCAGAGUAUGGACGAUGCGUUUUGAAAGUAAACACAGCUACUUCAAAAGAUGUGCCAGGCAUUUGAAAAACUUCAGAAACAUCUGUCUGACUUUAGCUGAACGACAUCAGCUGUUUCAGGCAUAUCUUGCAGUUGGGCCAGGAUGCACUCAGCUCCUGCAAGUCAAAGACAGCUGUAUCUUUUACCCCAACCUCUACAGUGACGCAAUUAAACAUGCAGUCGGAGAGUUUGGCUUUGAUGAAAACAAUACUACUGUUUCCACCAACAUACAGUAUAAAGGCACAUCAUAUAAAAAAGGGAAUUUCCUUGUGUCAAAAAAUGAUGAGUCCAUGGAGUUUGGAGAACUUGUCAUCAUUCUGAUUAAAAAGGAAGCGGCUGUGUAUUUUGUCAUUGAUGUACAUGAAGCUGGCUAUCUUUCUGAAUACCAUUUGUACUCGGUGACAAAACGGAGUACAAGGAUGCAAUGUCUUAACAUUAAUGACUUGGUAGAUUUCUACCCAUUACCAUCAUACAUUGUGAACGGGUUACAAGUCAUUCCCCUAAAACACAGUGUGUUGUCGAAAUAAAUAUGAUCCUGGCUAGUGAGAUUAAGAAACUAUUCAAAAAAUAGUAUGCUUGGUAGAAAUACAAAAACACAAUUUGAAAGCUUAUUGAAAGUGGUCUUGGCUUUCCUUUUAAGAUGCAUAAAUGUCUAAAUCAUCACUCACAUAACACUUUUCAAGCAAGUAGAGUUUCAGCUUAACUAUGUGUUGAAUAACUUAUUUCUCUUCAGUUGUCAUUCUUCUUUGAUUAUAGAUAUGACUGACUUGGAGCAAUCGUUUCUACGCUCCGCAAUCACUGAGGUCUUGCCUGACCUUCCAGAGAUGAUAAAAGAUAUUUUAGAAGAGCACUUGCAAUCCCUUGGGGUAGAGACCUGUGAUGAUUUCCAGUUCAUUGAGGAAGCUGACUUGCUGUCUGCGCUGAGGCCAAUUCAAGCACGAAAAGUCGUUGCUGUCUUGAAACAGAGAUGGAAGUCAAGUAUUACAACCAGCAGCUCAUCUGAUGCUUCACCAGGACCUCCUCCAUCCUUGCAGUCUCUUUCACCAGGAAGUUCAACUCCAACCUCUUCAAACAGCAGCCAAAGCCCUCAUGUCGACUGGGUGGAUACCUUUGUGAUUCCGUGGGAUAAGUUCCCAGAGGAACUGACGCAGACUUUGGAGAGAGAAAAGCGACCAAGUCCACGACUGAGAAGGGAGAUGGUCCGCCUUGUGGUUCAAGAGAUGACACAAAAAAGUUCCUGCAUAAGUAGAAGGAGCUCUAUUGAAGUUGCAAAAAAGAUGGUAUCAAAAUAUCCCAAAUCAUUGCAAGACGUCAUAGAAGGAGACGUGAUUGGGCAAGGGUAUCACUCUCUUGUUAAGCAAUUGCAAAACCGAAUCGAGAAUAUGAAGCGAUCAACAACCCCAAAAAUAAGAAAGCGAAGGUAUUGCACUGAUGAUACUGACACAGAUGAAGUCCCCCCAGAAAAGAGAGCAGCGAUCCAGGACACUUAUGGGUGCAUAACCUGGGAUCCAAAAUUCCUUCCUCUUGGAGAGACCCCAGAGAGCCAGAAGGAAAAGAGAGAAAAAAUGAAGAGACCGGACGUUAAUACAGAGGAGCUCAAAAGCCUAAUGAAGAACACUUUCUACUCCCAGCGUAAAGAAGUUAACCAAGGGAAAAACAUCAAGCAUCUCCUGGAACAGUGGCCAUUUUUCUUUGAGGAACUUGGCAUGGCAGUCCACUUCAGGGAACUCACCGGAAUUGGGCUUCAAGAAACGUUCUCGAGGAAUCUGGAUAUGAAAGGGAAACGACUCCUGAACUACCUGAACACUGUUGCUGUCCACAAGAACAAAAGGUUCCUACAGGCUUUAACAAAGUUAAAAGCGAUGAGAGGAGAGCUGUGUGGUCUCUCUGAAGACGUCAAAGAGAUGGUGCUGCUUCUGUUGUCAUACUUCAAUGAGAAAGAAGACGCAAUGUUCUGUUACGUGGAGGACACGUGUCUGGCCGAGGAAAUACAGAUGGAAAAAGUCCACUUGACCCCUACCAUUGUUGUGUGUGGACAAUCCUGCUUUUCUUCAAGGCGAACCAUGCUGAGCGUGGAUCGAAAUAUCGUCAACGACCACAUCCCCUCAUUCAUUUCUGCCCUGUGCUUGAUGUUCGGGAGCUUCUAUUGUUUCAACAUUCAUUACCCGUCAGAGCUGGCAUCAACGCUGGAGUUUCUGCAAAGGUGUGUCUUUUGUGCUUGGCUUUUACCAACAUUGUCGCUAUUGAUCUGAAACUAAUCUAAAGUAGCUGCUUUUUCCGGAUAGGAGACAUUUUAAUUUUAUAGGUGCACUUAUAGGUUGAACAUGAUGGCUUG